Molecule: messenger RNA, 919 nt
Organism: Hirundo rustica (Barn swallow)
Lineage: Eukaryota; Metazoa; Chordata; Aves; Passeriformes; Hirundinidae
Gene: PNMT
Product: phenylethanolamine N-methyltransferase
Exons: 3
Coding region: 4-801 (265 amino acids)
Cellular component (GO): cytosol
Molecular function (GO): phenylethanolamine N-methyltransferase activity
Source: RefSeq, a predicted model, not a curated record
GCCAUGAGCAGCCCGGCCGCGCUCCGCGAGGGCUACGAGCACUUCGACCCCCGCGCGUACCUGCGCAACAAUUACCUCCCGCCCCGCGCUGACUUCUCCUCCGAGGAGUUCGUGGUGCCCUGGAAGCUGCGAUGCCUGGCUGAGACCUUCGCCAGCGGUGAGAUCCGGGGCCGGACGUUGAUCGAUGUGGGCUCGGGCCCCACCAUCUACCAACUGCUGAGCGCCUGCGACCACUUCGAGGAGAUCGUGGCCACCGAUUACCUGGCGGUGAACCGGGAGGAGCUGGGCCGGUGGGCGCGGGGAGAGCCCGGAGCCUUCGACUGGAGCCCCUUCAUCCAGCACGUCUGCAAGAUCGAGGGGCGCGGGGAGCCGUGGCAGGACAAGGAGCGGCGCCUCCGCCAGCGCCUCCGGCGGAUCCUGCCCAUCGACGUUCACCGCCCGGAGCCGCUGGGAGCCCCGCUGCUGCCCCGGGCCGACGCGCUGCUCUCCGCCUUCUGCCUGGAGGCCGUGAGCCCCGACCGAGCCGCCUUCGUGCGGGCGCUGGCCCACGUGGGCAACCUGCUGCGCCCGGGGGGCCACGCCGUGCUGCUGGGGGCCCUGGGCGAGUCCUUCUACCUGGCGGGCCCCGCUCGCCUGCCCGUGGUGCCGCUGGAGGAAUCCGACGUGCGGGAGGCGCUGGCGGCCGCCGGCUUCGCGCUGCGGGAGCUGCGGAGCUACGCGAUGCCGCCCGCGCUCCGCACCGGCGUGGAUGAUGUGGACGGGGUGUUCUUCGCCCACGCGCAGAAACCGCUGGAAGGCUGAGGAGGAGGAGGGGGGGGAAAUCCUCGGGAAACGCCGGGAAAUGCCACACCCCUGCCCGGUGGGAUGGGACGGGGUCGGGAUCGCCUCCGACCCGACAAUAAAGGCCGAGGUUGCGGCA